This is a messenger RNA of Eruca vesicaria subsp. sativa (arugula), 1853 nucleotides long. Lineage: Eukaryota; Viridiplantae; Streptophyta; Magnoliopsida; Brassicales; Brassicaceae. The record is from the annotation of a GenBank genome assembly.
AAAAUUUGCUGAGCCAUGGCAGAUUCUACUUCCCUCAUUAUCAACAAAGAAACCAAAGGAGGCUGGAACGCUGCCGUUUUCAUCAUGGUUGUGGAGAUGACAGAGAGAUUUGCGUUCUACGGACUUGCAAGCAACUUAAUGACAUUUCUAACGAACGAGCUAGGCCAGUCCUUGGCCACCGCGGCCAAACACAUCAACACAUGGCUCGGCGUUUCUUACCUUUUCCCAAUUCUCGGGGCGUUUCUAGCUGACUCAAUUCUAGGCCGCUUUAAAACCGUUCUCUUGUCGUCCUUUGUUUAUCUCCUGGGAAUGGUAAUGUUACCAUUGUCGGUAACGGUGGUGGCACCGCGGCUUAGAGAAAAAGCGUUCUUUAUGGCGUUGUAUGUGAUGGCGGUUGGAGAAGGAGGGCAUAAGCCAUGCGUCAUGACCUUUGCGGCUGAUCAGUUCGGAGAGGAUAGUGCAGAGGAGAAGGCAACGAAGACAUCAUUCUUUAAUUAUUGGUAUUUGUGCAUCGUCCUUGGUUCUUCCAUAGCUGUUCUUCUCCUUAUAUUCAUUCAGGAACGAGUAAGUUGGUUAGCAGGAUUCAGCGUAAUAGCAGGGAGUGUAGCAAUAGCUGUACUCAUAUUUCUGAUCGGUAUUCCGAGAUAUCGGAAACAAGUUCCGGUGGGAAGCCCUCUCACGAGGGUUGCUCAAGUCAUCGUCGCCGCCUCUAAAAAAUGGCGUUUGAGCACCACACGCCACCACUAUGGCAUAUGCUACGAGGAAGGCACGGAGGAGGACAAGUCGUCGGAGUCAACGAAUGCUCAUCUUCUUGCCAGAACCAAUCAAUUCAGAUUCUUGGACAAAGCUACAGUUAUCGAUGAAGUUGAUAAUACGUCGAACAAAAAUAGAAACCCAUGGAGAUUAUGUCCCGUGAACCAAGUGGAAGAAGUAAAGCUAAUAUUGAGGCUUGUACCGAUUUGGAUAAGCUUGAUAAUGUUUUGUGCCACACUUACUCAGAUCAACACGUUCUUUUUAAAGCAAGGAAGCAUGAUGAAUAGAACCAUUGGUGAUCACUUCACCAUACCUCCUGCUGCUUUCCAAAGCAUUGUAGGCGUCACUAUACUCAUCUUCAUUCCCAUUUACGACCGUGUCUUUGUUCCUAAAGCUAGGAAGAUCACAAAUCACCAUUCUGGAAUCACAUCUCUCCAGAGAAUCGGCGUCGGAUUAUUUAUUGCUACUUUCAAUAUGAUGGUGUGUGGGCUUGUGGAGGCAAGGAGACUUAGAGUUGCGAGAGACCAUGGACUAAUUGACUCUCCAAAAGUUGUUGUUCCAAUGAGUAGCUUGUGGUUACUUCCACAAUACAUACUAGUGGGUAUUGGGGAUGUAUUCACUAUUGUUGGUAUGCAAGAGCUUUUCUAUGAUCAAAUGCCUGAAACUAUGAGAAGUAUCGGUGCUGCCAUCUUCAUGAGCGUCGUUGGAGUUGGGAGCUUUGUUAGUACUGGGAUCAUAUCUGCUGUUCAGACAAUCAGCAAAAGCCAUGGUGAUGAAUGGCUAGUCAACAACCUUAACAGAGCACAUCUUGAUUAUUACUAUUGGGUAAUCGCGUCGCUUAACGCUGCGAGUCUCUGCUUUUACUUGUUUAUGGCUAACCGAUUCGUCUACAAGAAAGUGCAAGGCAAAGAUGAUGGUGUUGAAGGAGAAAGAGAAGAGUGAUCAAAAAUGUUUUCAGAUGUGGACGGUUCCAAACCGGGCUUAUCUUUAUCUUGGUUUACAUCAAACUUCAAAUGAUUGCUAUGGUUUCCAAAAAAAAAACUUUAUUUUCUUAAUGUAUCCGUUAAAAUGCUAUAUUAUUUAUUACUAUUGAGUUUGGG